Molecule: messenger RNA, 1476 nt
Organism: Parathielavia appendiculata
Lineage: Eukaryota; Fungi; Ascomycota; Sordariomycetes; Sordariales; Chaetomiaceae
Product: alpha/beta-hydrolase
Exons: 1
Coding region: 129-1247 (372 amino acids)
Molecular function (GO): lipase activity
Source: RefSeq, a predicted model, not a curated record
AUGAGUGCACGCUGAGGGCACUCCAAUUUUCCCAAACCAAUCAACCGCUCUUCCCCUGCUUUCGAGGUGCGUGUUUCUCAUUCAUGAUGAGAUGGUCAUGUCUUGCUUGUUGCCGCAGAUCCAACAGCAUGCAUGAGAUUCCCACGGUAGACGGCAUUCCCGUCGUCAAUCUCGGGCCCUCGGAGCAACCGAGGGUAUCGGACAUCGACAAAAGGCACCUUGAGACUGCCGAGGAUGCCGUUGGCCGCCCCGCUCCGUCCCGGUGGCGGCUCCGCCUAUCGGCCGCCUGGUGGAGGUCGUUGCAGUACACGGGCAUGGCUCUUCACUUCCUCGCUCACAAACGACCCCCUAAUCCCACUUUCACCAAGUCAAUUCCCUCGACAAUAUCCAAAGCAAAGGGCGAGUUCACAUUGCAAUUCUACACGCCCAAAGGCUACGAGCAUGCAGCAAAAACGGGACGCAAAUUCCCCGCCGUCGUCAAUUUCCACGGGGGCGGUUUCACCAUCGGCAGCGGCACCGACGACGCCCGCUUCGCCAGAUUUGUGCUAGAAAAGUGCCACGCCGUCUUCGUGAGCGCCGACUACCGCAUGAGCCCAGAGAAUCCAUUCCCCGUGGCAGUCGAAGACUCGGCCGAUGCCAUACUGUACCUGAUCCACACCGGACCCAAGCUGCAUAUCGAUCCCAUGAAGCUCGCCGUAUCUGGGUUCUCGGCCGGCGGCAACCUCGCCAUCACAUCCACGCUCUGCCUGGCAGACCACCUCAAAGCCCUCAAGGAAUCCAGCACGCACGUCCCGGACCACCGUAUCCGUGCUGUAGCCUCCUGGUAUCCCGUCGUCGAUUACACCCGACCCCGCACCCUCAAGCGCGCGACCUCGGUGCGGCCGGACAAGACACUCCCGGACACGCUGACGUCCCUCUUUGAUGCAUCAUACUUGCACCCACCCAGCCUGGGACUCGCCAACCCGUACCUGUCGCCCAUCAAGGCCACAGACGAGCAGCUCGCCCAGGCCCUGCCGGAGACGGUAAUACUCUACACGUGCGAGUGGGACAUGCUGAUGCGAGAGGGCGAGGAAUUCGCCACGCGGCUGGAGAAGCCGCCCAUAGGCAGGGACGUGCGGUACAAGAUGAUCGCGGGCGUGCCGCAUGCUUGGGACAAGGCACCCGACCCGACCAAGCCGGCCGAGUUUUCCGAGGAGUUGUACAGGGAGUGUUGUGCGCAUUUGAGCGAGGCGUUCGAGCGGGCUUGAGCAAUUCGUGCGUGAUUGAUGAGUCUAUGAGAGUAUUGAUGGAGCGCCCGAACCGAUGAAUGAGACCAGGAUUUAUGAUGAAUGUACUUCGCAUUUUCCUCAGCUCGCCGCUCGGGCUUCCAAGCAAUGAGAGACCUGGGUGUUUGUACAAUACGACACGCCAACCAGCUAAUGCUCAGGUCAUCUAGCCAUAACCGAUCCCACAAUACGUAGGUCAAGUUCAUGCUCG